AUGGAGGAUCAAGAACUGUCAAAGUCAUCGAUUAAGAUUCUUACUGAUCCACAACAAGGAGAUGGUGAUUUUGGCAAGAAAUCACCAGCAUCCAUUUUAACCAGGCUCCAUGCAGGCUAUUUCAGAAUAAGUCUCUCUUUUGGGGGUCAUGUGUUGCUAUGGAAAAACCUAAGUGAACAUGUAUACGAAUCACAAGCUAUUCAUGUCAUUUUCCGUAUUCAUACCCUCCCUUCAGUGGCUUUUCUUCAACUCUGUUCGCUUUCGCUAUGCAUUCUCAUUCUUCUCUCUGUUCUCUACAUUUUGAAGUGCAUUUUUUUACAUCAAUCUGGUGAAAGCAGAGUUCCUGCACCAUGUUGGUGUCAACUAUCUUUUCACUCCAUGGAUUUCAUGUCUUGUUUUGCUCCAGACAGCGCCAUUUUGACAAGCCAGAUAUCAGUUAUAGGGAAUUUGGUGGGUGCAUGGACUGCAGCUAGAAUGGGAUGGAAAGAGAGUGAUGUUUGCUUAUUCACACUCGGUUUGGCUCACUAUUUGGUGGUGUUUAUCACGCUUUAUCAGCCAUUAUCAGCGGCUAAUCGUUUCCCAGCAAUGCUCCGGCCAGUCUUCUUUUUGUUCGUAGCUGCACCAAGCAUGGAGAGCUUGGCUUGGAGCUCCAUUUCUGGGAGUUUUGAUAUGCCAUGCAAAAUGCUUUCCUAUCUCUCGCUGUUCCUCUUGUCGUCAUUGGCAAGUUAA
This is a messenger RNA of Fraxinus pennsylvanica, 729 nucleotides long. NCBI's taxonomy places the organism in Eukaryota, Viridiplantae, Streptophyta, Magnoliopsida, Lamiales, Oleaceae. The record is from the annotation of a GenBank genome assembly.